This is a messenger RNA of Lingula anatina, 377 nucleotides long. RefSeq names its product integrin beta-2. The record is from RefSeq and is a predicted model, not a curated record. Gene Ontology annotation, molecular function: integrin binding. Gene Ontology annotation, cellular component: integrin complex; cell surface; focal adhesion. NCBI's taxonomy places the organism in Eukaryota, Metazoa, Brachiopoda, Lingulata, Lingulida, Lingulidae. Gene Ontology annotation, biological process: cell migration; cell adhesion mediated by integrin; cell-matrix adhesion.
AUUUUGCAGUUAUGAGUGUUAUGAGAAUGUUGCUACUUGGGUGUCUUCUCGCCGCUGCUCUUGUCCCGAUCCAGGCCUCGGAAUACAAGUGCGAGGAGGAUGCUGGGAGUUGCCCGGAAAAUAGGGGAAUACAGUGUGGAGGAUAUGGCGAGUGUAUUUGUGGCCAUUGCGCAUGUCAGCCAGGUUUCUAUGGAGACAGUUGUCAAUGCUCCUCAGUCACCUGUUCCUAUAGCAACGGGAAAAUUUGUGGUGGACCAGACCGAGGCCGAUGUGAAUGCGGGGUGUGUAAGUGUAAGCAAGGGUUCGCUGGUGAAGCAUGCGAGUGCCCUCUAUCACAAAACUCUUGUGUCGCCAGCAAUGGGGUGGUCAUGCUUUAG